UUAAAGAGGAUGUUUUUGCAUUUUUUUGUGUCAAAAAGCAAAACUAUAUUGGCCAUGAUUGAUUUACAAAAUCUAUUAAAGGGUAAAGGGGGUGACUACUUUUAUAGGUGCUGUAUGUACUGUAGGGACGAACUUGGUCAGGAGUUAUACGCACCUAUGGCAAGAUUUUAAAGGACAAUUUGUGAGAUUUAUUUGAUUCACUUAAAUUAUACAGAGGCUACUUGCAUUUAAUAUGCAGUCCUCACGUCUGGUUAAAUGGUUUCCACAUUUCCGAUAGCACAUAAAGUUGCCCUGAAGUUGCACGUGCAGCGUUAAGGCGCUGUUUUAUCUAAUAAAUGACAUCUUGCUGCAAAACUCCAUACUCUCUCUCUUUUGUCGCUCCACCUACGUGCUCUCUCUCUCUCUCUCUCUCUCUCCCUCUCUCUUACUCCUCCAGGACAUAAAUGCAGCAGAGCUUGAUCUGACUUGUCCUCCCUCUAUGCUGGAAGUAUUUGGCUGCUGUUCGGGACUUAUUUGGGAGCUGUUGGCCCUCUAACUCAUGCUGUGAUAUGGCCGUGUAUGUUUCUCUGCAGUGUCUGGGGCUCAUUAUCCUCGCUGCUGUCCUCCUCCAGACCGUCGUGGUUUCCGUCAGUUUUAUUUACUUCAACAAAGUCCUGAACACGAUGCAGGAGAGUUUCUCUCGCAGCAGCGUGUCCUGUCUCAUUAAUGCAAAUCCACCCUUUGAAUCAGGGGAUUCAGCUGAGGACAAGAGGAGCGACCCCUGUUGGCAAGUCACACAACAGCUUCGCUUCCACAUAGAGAAGACGAUAGCCAACCAUUUUCAAAAGGAGAUAUCAACGGCUAUGAGAGAUAAGCUGACAGGAGUUAUGCCUAUCCUGAGCCCUGGAAUCCGUGGGGUCCCGCUUCCCAAAGUUGCCGCCCAUGUGACUGGUGUUCUUUCGUCCACAGGACCCCAAACAGCAGAGGGUUCAAGGAGCAGCAGGGGGUACUUGGGGGAGAGAAUCAGAGCGUGGGAGGGCCAGAGAGGUCUGUCCUUCCUGCAGAACAUGGAGCUGAGGGAGGGAGAGCUGUUGGUGCCCCGAGCUGGCCUCUACUACAUCUACGCUCAGACAUACUUCAGACUGCCCUCCAUGGGGGGGACCGACGGGGAGGCCAAGGGGGAGACGGUGGAGGAGGAAGGAGCACAGCUUGUCCAGUAUAUCUACAAGAAGAUGAGUUCCUACACUGUGCCCAUUCUACUGAUGAAGUCGUCCCGCUCUGCCUGUUGGCCUCGAGGUCCCGAACCUGGUCUCUUUUCCCUGCAUCAGGCUGGCUCUGCCUUUUUACAGCCUGCAGACCGCCUCUUCAUCAGCGUCAGCAACGCCAGCACCAUGGAAAUGGACGGCAGGGCAAGUUACUUCGGGGCCUUUUUGGUUGGAUAAAGGAAGAAAACCUUGCAUAGAAAUGUCUUUCACUGGGAUGACUUAAUACAGAGAUCAACAGAAGUUCGCCCAAAUGUCUGGGGGUUUGCUCUACAACAGGAGAAGUGGUCUGAGGGUACAGGACUGGUAGAAAAGAACCACCCAUGAGGAGCGCCAAGGACUUUUCCUUCCUGGGUGGCCGACUCAGUGACCCAAAAUGGCAGAGUAGAAGAGCCAUUUGAGAGUGUUUACUCCAGGAGGUGGUAAUCAAACCUCAGCGAGGUUAUUAACGGUGCUGUGAAGGCUGGUAAACAGAGCGGACUGUACUGAGCAAACAUGAAUUAAGUGGUGCAUACAGGGUACAGGGCAUUUGGAGCAGUACAAUAGAUGCAGAAGUGCUCUUUUAUUAUGAACAAAGGGAGCAGGUUAAAACAUUCAGUGUUUGUCCACAGGAAAUGUCGGAGCUGUUGGACAAGGCACUGAAAAGGUCUGAUAAACAUAAAGAGCUAGAUUGUACAUAUUCAACACUAUAAAUGAAGCUUAUUUUAAAUACACUACUUAUGGCUGAAUUUCCUCUUUGUGUAAAGGUUGGAAUCUGUGUAUGUUGUGGCAGAUGAGCCUUUAAAGAAAAGCACUGAUGUAGAGUGAAUGGCUCAAGUAUUCGAGUGUGUUAUGACACAUUUAAACUUGUAUAUCCAAUGGAUACCAACCCUUCUUUUAUAGAGCUGGGUCAAUUUUUUAAUAACUGAUAGCUUUAUUAGCAAAAUAUGCAAUUUCACACAUUUACACAGAUGAAUUGUUCUCCAAACUCCACCGUUUUUUGAGCAACACUAGCUACAUAAAUAAGUAAUUAUGACUUUUAAUAGGAUUAACAGCCCCUUAACUAAAUGUUAGGCCAGGACACAUAGCCAUAUAGCAAAUAUUAGCAUGCUAACACACCAGUAUAUUAUACAUGCUACAUAAGCAUCCCCAUAAUGAGCAUGCUAUUGCUAGCUUUAUCACUAAAUACCUCUUAUUUCCAAACACAGGCAGUGUCAGACUAAACCUAGCACCAAAAGUAAGUAUAUUUGUGUUUGGUAGAUUAUUUCUUCGUUGUAAUGAUGCUUCUUGGCAAUAAAUCUUAUGCCAUGGGAAAGACUAUUUAUUCCCUUUUAAAUGAUGCCACAUUUGUAAGGAGCAUGCAUUUGUGGGAUGAGCAGCAGAGCUGAGUAUGUGGGUUGCGCCCAUGUGCUAAAUCAUCUUUGCCAGUCCCAAACAGCUUGUUCUACCAUCCACUCUUGUUACACACUGCUGUGGGAUGGCAUCCUCUUCUUCAACCAGCAUUUGUCACAAGUCAGCCAAUGUGAUUGUGUUGGUCACUCUGGCACCAACAGCACGCCCGAAUCUCAUCUUGAUAUUUAUCUGCGUUGACGAGCCUCGUUUUUCCAGUGAGGGGGAUGCUGCCUCCACCAAAAGAUGUUACUGUAGCGAUGCAGCAAUUAGCAUAGCUUUCUCAACAUCUUCUCCAUACUUGACCCUAUGAGGGUAGGAAGAAACAGCCUUAUCAUCCUGUAAACCUUGACCACAAAUCCGUAGAAGACAGCCUACGGUUGCUAAGUUCAGACAGAGUGAGGAAUUGGUCUUCUUGCGGUGAAAAAUAAACAGGGAUAUAAAAAGGCUUUCCGACUGUAAAAGAUUUAUGGCCAAGAAGCAUUGUUACAACAAAGAAAUAAACUACGAAACACAAAUGUCCUUACUCUUUGUGCUAUGUCUAUAUACUGUUUGAGUAUUUACAAGGCAGAAUGGUGGUAUUUUGUUUAAGACCGUUGCAGUCUAUUGGUGCUUCUCCGUUUUAUGGUGCAGGCUUGACUUGUCUUGACUCAAACUUGAUUUUUUUAAAUUUUCCAUUAGGGAUUGUACCUGGUACUUCAUUGUAUAACCUCAGGCAAGUUUUUCAUAUAAGCUGAGUUGAUACCAAAACAACUACACAGCAGAGUAUAAUCACCAGGAAUGUCACAAAUGGCAUGUCCAACACGGGAAUCGAACCACCCGCUGUUCAACUUCCCAAACUCUUGUGAACUUCUCAACAGUAUUUUGUUUCACUGUUUGCAGCCAAUCUCUGAAAUACAGAUGUCUCAUUGCCAUGACAAAAUGCCACAGACCAAGAACCAUAGACACUGUCCCCCAACAAGGGUUCCUACAUACCUUUAAAAAUUCAAUUUAAGACUUUUUAAGACCUGAACUGAGAAAAAAAUAUUAACACUUUAAUGGCAGCAAUCAAAAAUGAAAGGCCUGUGAGAUUCUCAGUACAGCAGACCAGGACUGAAUUUUCUGAUUUAUGUGCUCUUUAUGAAAUGUUAAUUGUUAUAGAACAGUGGUUCCCAACCUUUUUUCUUUUGGGCCCCCAUACUCCUAUCUAAGAAAAGCUAAGGCCCCCCAGAGCCCCCCACAGGGAAAUUUAAACAUCUGUUUUAAUUGUUUUUAUUGACAUAAAUCCCAACAUGAUAGGCCAACAUACACUGUUUCUGCCUAAAAGAUCAGUGCAUGAAAUAGACAUUAUUACGACCGCAUAUUAGGGCAACUCUAAAUAAUAAAACAGAUUUUAAAAAAUCUAUUCGUUUUCAAGAAAGAAAAAAGUCAAGGACCUUGUAUGAGAAAAUACCUGAAAUGUUUUACUUGACAAAUUUUCAAAUUUAUGUGAAAAAAUUUGAAUUUUUUUAGAUUAAAUUAGAAAUAAACCCAUUGUAUGGAAGAAAAUCAAACCAGAUGGAUCUGAUUUCCUUACACAGUUCCUGCAGUUAAGACCCUAAUACAGUUUUACUUCUCAAAUGUUACAGAUUAAUAAGGAAAAACGUAGGAUUUUAGCCCAGAAACAACACAUAAUCGUUAUCAUCUGGCUUUAGCGUCAGGGUAAUCAAACCACCAAUUUUAGUUUGGUUUCAUGUAAAUUUUAGACUUAACAGUGUCAUAAAUUUAUGACUAAAACCUUUGUAUUUCUAAGAUUAAAAUGCAAAAUAUGACUUUUUAAACCCUGAAAUUUAUUUUUUUUUUCUGAAAAACGUAGCUUUCUAAACUUAAAAAUUCAGAGUUUCAUGUUUCUUGUAAAUAUGACUUUCUAAUCUCAAAAAUUAUGUUUUUGCUAAAAACCAAACGGAUACUUUGAGACCAGUGUUAAUCAUUAAUAUUAUAAUAAAGACUACACCCUAUUAUAAUAAAGACCAGCCUUAAUUCAUUAUUGAUAAAUAUAGCAGUGAAGUAGUUUUGCUCUUGGAGUCAAUGAAACUGUUCUAGUAAUGAUUAUAGAAGUAAGAAUGAUGUUUGGAGCAAUGAUCACAGUAACACUAGCAUUUGCAAAAGUAACUGCAGUGAAGAAUAUAAAAUAUAUAAAUGUGAUAACAGCAAUGCAAUUUAAACUGUUUAUGAAUUAUAGUAGUUAUAAUAAUAGUAAUACUAUUUUUUAAAAUAUAUGCACAUCUAAGUUCCACUUUAGAAAAUGCAGGGCUCCUUGUCCCUCUUCAGAUCUCGGACCCCAGGUUGGGAACCACUGGUAUAGAGUGAAGACAUUUUUGAGUAAUAAACACCAAAAUUUGAUGGUUUCUGGCACACUUAUCACUCUAUUUUGUUCAUAAAGUUUAUGUAUCCUAAAAAUUUCAGGUGUGCUAGCCUGAUAAUUAACAUCUGAAACUUUAAAAAGGAGAAGUACACUUCCUGUCAGGGAAGGCCCAUCAAAAUAAAAGGGCCUGUGCAUAUUUUAGUGGUAAACUUGGUAGGCCUGAGAGCUGUAAUGUGGACUAACUUACAUGUGGAAAGAAUGAUUAAAAGCAAAUAAGGUUGGCCAUGCAGUCGAGCUUAAGCCAGUGCCAGUGUGGAAAUAAAGCUUAUGGUACAACCUUGCACAGCUGCUUGCAUGACAACUGUUCUUUGUACUGUCUUAGUGUCAAAUUUAAUAAUCACAAUUCUCUGAUCCUGUCUGGUUGUUGAGUUGUUUAUAAUUUUGUAAUGGUUUGUUAUUUCUUUGAUACUCUCAUUUAAACAGCUUUAC
This is a messenger RNA of Cheilinus undulatus (humphead wrasse), 5421 nucleotides long. RefSeq names its product tumor necrosis factor ligand superfamily member 10-like. Gene Ontology annotation, cellular component: membrane. Gene Ontology annotation, biological process: immune response. Lineage: Eukaryota; Metazoa; Chordata; Actinopteri; Labriformes; Labridae. The transcript has 6 exons. The record is from RefSeq and is a predicted model, not a curated record. The coding region runs from base 549 to 1421 and encodes 290 amino acids. Gene Ontology annotation, molecular function: tumor necrosis factor receptor binding.